AGCGGCGCUGUAGUGCGCAGGCGCAGUGCGAGUGAAAAGGAGGCAUUUUCAACAGAGGCUCAGAGAAACCCUGCAGAAAUCACCAUGGCUGAGAAUAAUCCCGAGCUCGAGCUGAAGGUCUCGCUGGAACCCUCUCCAGACGCGUCUCCCAUCGAGGAGGACCCCGAGACGCCUCAGGAGAACAGCAACGGCGUCAAAACUGAUGCAGAGGAGAGCCAGAAGGACAAACCCGAGGGAAAGGAGAAGGAGAAGUCGUCCGGCGGCCGCAAGUCGAGCCGUUAUCACCCGUACAAGGACAGACACGGGGGCUCGGGGGACAAGAAGUCGUCCCAGCGCAACCGCGUGUUCAUUAGCAACAUUCCUUACGAUAUGAAGUGGCAGGCAAUUAAAGAUCUAAUGAGAGAGAAAGUUGGUGAGGUUACAUACGUGGAGCUGUUUAAGGAUGCUGAAGGAAAGUCAAGGGGCUGUGGGGUGGUUGAGUUUAAAGAUGAGGAGUUUGUGAAGAAAGCGAUCGAGGUGAUGAACAAAUACGACCUCAAUGGCCGACCCCUGAACAUUAAAGAGGACCCAGACGGAGAGCACGCGCGGCGUGUGUUACAGCGAGGAGGAGGAGGAGGAGGAGGCAGUUACCCCGGGGGCAGGGGGCACGACAGCGGGCCGGGCCAGGUCAACCUGCCCCCCUCCAUCUCUAACAACCCCAACAUCCCCCCUGACAUCAUCAGCGCUCUGCAGCACGGCCGCCUCGGCUCCACCGUGUUCGUCGCUAAUCUGGACUUUAAGGUGGGCUGGAAGAAGCUGAAGGAGGUGUUCAGCAUGGCUGGAGUGGUGAAGAGAGCCGAUGUGAAGGAGGAUAAAGACGGGAAGAGCAGAGGAAUGGGAACAGUUACCUUCGAGCAGCCGCUGGAGGCCGUGCAGGCCAUCUCCAUGUUUAAUGGUCAGAUGCUGUUCGACAGACAGAUGCACGUCAAAAUGGAUGAUAAAUCUUUGCCCCCUGAUGAUUUCCGCUCGGGUGAUAAAGCCCCUCAGUUGCCAAGAGGUCUGGGGGGUAUCGGGAUGGGUCUGGGUCCUGGUGGACAACCAAUCAACACCAACCGUCUAAGUGGAGGAGGAAUGGGCUCCAUGGGUCCUGGAGGGAUGGACGGAAGUGGGUUUGGAGGAAUGAACAGAAUGGGAGCAGGAAUGGGUGGAGGAUUUGGAGGAAUGGAUGGAGUUGGAAUGGGUGGAUUUGGAGGGAGAGACAUGACCCCCAUGGGCAGGAUGGGAGAUAUGUACAGGUCCGGUAUGGGGAUGAUGGAUCGUGACUUUGGGCGCAGUGAUAUGGGCAUGAACAGACCUUUUGGAGACUCAUUUGGGGGACUGAGUGGAGGAAUGGGAGGAUAUGGAGGAGGAAUGGGGAACUCUGGCAUGGGCCCAAUGGGAGCAGGAUUAGGAGGAAUGGGUAACAUGGGAAUGGACCGGAUGAGCGGAUUUGACAGGAUGGGCGGGAAUAUGGAAAUGAGCCGCAGUUUCGGCCAAUUCGGAGGCAGCUCAGGUCACAUGGGCGGAGACAGAGGGGCGGGGUCAAAGGGAGGAUGCCAGAUAUUCGUGAGAAAUCUUUCCUAUGACCUCACGUGGCAGAAACUGAAGGAGAAGUUCAGCCAUUGUGGUCAGGUGAUGUAUGCGGAGAUAAAGAUGGAGAACGGGAAGUCUAAGGGCUGUGGGACGGUGCGCUUUGACUCGCCGGAGAGCGCUGAGCAGGCCUGCAGGUUGAUGAACGGAACCAAAAUAAACGGCCGAGAGGUGGACGUGCGCAUCGACCGUAACGCCUGAACACACACACACACACACACACACACACACACACGCCUCACAACAUCCCAUUGUCCACAUUCAUUCCCUUUAAGAGCUUUUGUUUUGUUUUAGAAACACUUUUCUGAACAUUUGGACUGUCAUUGCACACACACACACACACACACACACACACACACACACACACUACAGAUAAUCAGCAGACCCGGCUCGUAGAUGAUGUGCAUAAUGUUUGUUUAUACACCAUGACUACUUUUUAUUUUUUUUGUAAACUUCUUUUUAUUUUGUGCAUCACCAGUUUAUUUGAAUGACGAAAUUAAAUAAACUUUUUAAUUUUUAA
Messenger RNA from Pangasianodon hypophthalmus (striped catfish), 2128 nucleotides. RefSeq names its product myelin expression factor 2 (gene myef2). Lineage: Eukaryota; Metazoa; Chordata; Actinopteri; Siluriformes; Pangasiidae. The record is from RefSeq and is a predicted model, not a curated record. The transcript has 17 exons. Gene Ontology annotation, cellular component: post-mRNA release spliceosomal complex; cytoplasm; nucleus. Gene Ontology annotation, biological process: regulation of mRNA stability involved in response to oxidative stress. Bases 85 to 1809 code for a protein of 574 amino acids. Gene Ontology annotation, molecular function: mRNA binding.